UUCAUUAUAUCUCUUUUGCAAUGGAACAAGAAGCUUUGGAAAAAAAUCCGAAUUUAGAAUUGGCUCAAUGGAAAUUCCUACUGGAAUCAGAAGAUCAUAAAAAAGAUAAGGAAAUUAAAAACCUUCUGCAGAAUGCUAUUAAAGAAAAUGAUAUGGCUCCAUUUUACAAGUCAAUCUGUGAUGAUUUGAAAUGGCCAUUAGAUGAAAACCUGUAUAAAACUAUGAAAGAAAAGAAUAUGGCUAAGCUUCAAAUUUUAGAAGAUGCAAUAUUGGAUGCCCAACAAAAUUUAGGCGAUACUGAAAUCAGAAGUGCCUUAUUGGCAAAAGCUGAAUAUCUUUGCAAAAUUGGAGAAAAGGAUGCCACUUUAACUGCCAUUAGAAUCGCAAACGAUAAAACUACUGCAUUGGGUCAUAGAUUAGAUUUAGUAUUCUUUCAAAUUCGUAUAGGCUUAUUUUAUCUUGAUCAUGAUUUGAUAAGCAGAAAUAUUGAAAAAGCCAAAAGUUUAAUAGACGAAGGAGGAGACUGGGAUCGGCGUAACAGGCUCAAAGCUUACCAAGCUGUUUACUCCAUGUGUAUCAGAGAUUUUAAAACGGCUAGCGAGUUGUUCCUGGACACCGUUUCCACGUUUACUUCGUACGAAUUGAUGGAGUACAAAACCUUCAUAACUUACGCAGUACUUUGCAGCGUUAUAGCUCUGCCCAGGACUCAGAUACGGGCCAAAGUGAUAAAAGGCGCCGAAAUAACGGAAGUGCUAUACGGAAUUCCCCUUAUGAAGGAAUAUUUGAAUUCCUUGUACGAUUGCCAUUAUAGUCUAUUCUUCAAGAAAUUGGCCGAGGUGGAGUCGAAAAUCAAGCUGGAUAGAUACCUGUCUCCACAUUACAGAUAUUAUCUGAGGGAGAUGAGAAUUCUCGCUUACAGUCAGCUGCUUCAAUCUUACAAAAGUCUUUCUCUCGUCAAUAUGGCGCAGACUUUCGGAGUUUCGGUGCCUUUCAUAGAUAAAGAAUUGUCGCGUUUUAUAGCCGAUGGAAGGCUCCAUUGCAAGAUUGAUAAAGUGGCGGGCACGGUCGAAACAACCAGACCUGAUCACAAAAAUUUUCAAUAUCAAGCCACCAUCAAGCACGGAGAUAUUUUGCUGAACAGGAUUCAAAAACUCAGUCGCAUGAUUAACGUCUGAAUCAUUGGAAGAACAGAUUAUAAAAAACUAUAAGGAAUAUAUACUGUAUAAUAUAAUAGUAUUUCUCUAUUUUUUUUUAUACAUGUAUGAUGUAUUAAAUUUCUCAUAUUAUGAAAUCAAUUUCAUGCGUCUUUUUUUUUAUUGGAAGGAAUUCUAAUCAAAUAAAAUUGUCAGAAAUCU
Molecule: messenger RNA, 1355 nt
Organism: Gordionus sp. m RMFG-2023
Lineage: Eukaryota; Metazoa; Nematomorpha; Gordioida; Chordodea; Parachordodidae
Product: 26S proteasome non-ATPase regulatory subunit 6-like
Exons: 8
Coding region: 21-1175 (384 amino acids)
Biological process (GO): proteasome-mediated ubiquitin-dependent protein catabolic process
Cellular component (GO): proteasome regulatory particle
Source: RefSeq, a predicted model, not a curated record